Rhizophagus irregularis DAOM 181602=DAOM 197198 is the source of this 1768-nucleotide messenger RNA. RefSeq lists its product as uncharacterized. The record is from RefSeq and is a predicted model, not a curated record. NCBI's taxonomy places the organism in Eukaryota, Fungi, Glomeromycota, Glomeromycetes, Glomerales, Glomeraceae.
AUCUGUAAUUUGAUAGAGCUUACCUCAAAGAAUAAAGUUACCAGUUAUUUUUUCUAAAUUGUAUUUUUUUUAAGAAGUUGAGAUUUUAAGUGUUACAUUUUUAGUUCGAAUGGUUAAAAUUUUAAAUUUUUUAAUCAAAGAAAAUAAGUUAACCCAUAUGCAGUUAGUGGAUCAGAAAGGACUGUAAACAUAAAGAGGGAGUUCACGCCCAAUGAGUUAAUUAUGAUUUUGGCAAAGCCAUUUUUAACUUAGUCCUUCAUUAAGAAUGAUGUCUAAAUCUCUGCGGCUCUGCCCUUCUAGCCUAAAACGUUUAACAUAAAGCUUUAGAUUUGUAAGAAAUUUGAUUCUAGAAAUUUAAAUUAUUUUUUGUAAUGUAAGUAUAAAUGGUUUGGGUUUGGGGAUGAUAAUUUUUUUUAAAAAAAACUUUCGUCUAAAAAAAUGGUUAAAGUUUUAGUACUUGGAGCCACAGGGUUCAUAGGAUUUUCUGUAGCUCAAGCAUUAGCUCGUUCAGGACAUGAAACAUUUGGGUUAUAUCGUAAAGUCGAAAAAACAAAAGAAUUAGCUAAAAAUGAAAUUUUUCCUAUACUUGGAGAUGCAGAUGAUGUCUCAACAUGGAUUUCUAUAGCAGAACAAGUUGAAGUGAUAAUUGAUGCGACAUCACCAUUCAAUGAUGGAGAAAAACAUACAAAAAUUAUAUUAGAUGCAGUAUUUGAAAUUGGUAAAAAAAGAUUUGAAAAUAAUGAACCAAAAUUAACAUUUAUUUAUACUUCAGGAAUUUGGGUAUAUGAUGGAAGUUCAUAUAAUGUAAAAUAUGAAUCAACAUCAUUGAAAACGGAUAAAAAAUUGAUGACUUGGAGACCAUCAAUAGAAAAAGCCAUAGUUGAAUCAAAAUUUAUUAAUGGUAUAGUAAUUAGACCUGGAGGUGUUUAUGGUAAAAGUGGUAGUUUAACAGCAUUAUGGUUUGAAGGUGCAAUUAAAGGAGAAUUAUUUGGUAUUGGAACAAAAGAUGUUAGAUGGUGUUUAGUACAUGUUGAUGAUUUAGCUGAUUCUUAUUUAAGAGCUGUGGAAAGAGCUGAAUUAAUUAGUGGUCAAAUUUUUAAUAUUAUAAAUAAUCAAUCAGAUUCAAUCGGUGAUAUUUUAGAAGCUGUUGCUAGAAUUACAGAAUACAAAGGAGAAAUUAAGUAUAAAAGUCCUACAAAUGAAUAUGAAGAAGCAAUGGCAAGUUCGGGAAUUUUUUCAAAUAAAAAAGCUCAAACUAUACUUGGAUGGAAUCAACGUCAAUUAGGCUUUAUUGAUGGAAUUAAUAUUUGGUGGAAUAGUUAUAAAGCAUAUACUCAAUAAUGUUAAAUUAUAUUUAGGAGAAUAUAUAUUAAAUAAAUAAAUGCAUUAUAUUUUCUAUAGGGUUUAUAUAAUGUUUAUGUACGGUAAUAUUGACAACACUUGAAACAUAAUAAUUUGAGCAUUCCUCAGUAAGGAUAACUUUUUUUCUUGUUGGAAAAAUUUUUUUAAUCAAAGAAAAAAAGAUAGAUAGAGUUGACCCAGUUAAACUAAUAAAGUAUUAAGAUUAUCAUUACUACCCAAUAAAAUAUUAGAUCUUUAAUUUUUGCACAAUGCUGUCAUUAAAGGUGUCGCAAGAAAGGCUCCCAAUCUACGUGAGAGAACUAAAAUAUGUAUGCGAUUAGCGGGUCAAAAAGAAUGAGUACCGUAAAAAACACAAAAGGGUGUGAAUAUAGUGAUAUAGUAACUGUUAACAUGAUUUCGAGAUUUU